Daldinia caldariorum is the source of this 1588-nucleotide messenger RNA. RefSeq names its product cytochrome P450. The record is from RefSeq and is a predicted model, not a curated record. Gene Ontology annotation, molecular function: oxidoreductase activity, acting on paired donors, with incorporation or reduction of molecular oxygen; iron ion binding; monooxygenase activity. NCBI's taxonomy places the organism in Eukaryota, Fungi, Ascomycota, Sordariomycetes, Xylariales, Hypoxylaceae. The transcript has 5 exons. The coding region runs from base 101 to 1588 and encodes 495 amino acids.
GCACGAAGGAGUUGCUACUUAUAUUGUCUACUGCUGAUAUUGUCUGUGCCUUUCUGAUCUGUGUGCUGAAGCAGAACAAUUGCAUGGUGCCUCUAUCAGUAUGGCAAACACAACGUUUCCUUCUUCGAGCACCCUCGACGAUGCUUUCAUUCAGUUCUUCUCUGAGGGAUUGUCUUUGACACGGGUGCUCGCAACCGUGGUAGGAGGAUACAUACUCUUCUCUACCCUCUCGCAGAUAUUCGGCUACAAGUAUCCUCUCUUCGGCGUGUUUUUCCAGCUUGAGCCAAUCAUGAUUUCCAACUAUCGUUUCUUCACCCGCGCCGAUGAAAUCUUGAAUGAAGGCUACUCGGUAUGCAAAGACAGGAUCUUCCAAUUUAGAAGAGCCGACACAGACAUGCUCGUACUUCCGUACAAGUAUGUAGAGGACAUCCACAGGCUCCCAAACACCGUGGCGAGCCCCACGGUUGCUCACGUUCACAAUCUUAUGGGCUCUGCGACGAACAUGCACGUUAUUCUCCGGAAUAACUUGCAUUUCCGCACUCUCCAGGUCAAGCUCACGCCCAACCUCAACUCACUCACAAAGCCUAUGCAAGAGGAGGUGAACUUUGCUGUUGAAAAAGAGCUUUCGGAUUCUGAAGACGAAUGGGUGACGAUAGAACCGUACCAUACCGUUCUCGACUUAGUCGCCCGUGUGAGCGCUCGGAUUUUCCUUGGCAAGCCGAUGUGCCGGAAUUCGGAGUGGCUCGAGAUAUCCACACAGUUCACCGAGAACGUGUUUGUGUCCCUAGUCUUCUUGCGGCUCUUCCCGAUGUGGAUCCAUGGAAUCCUCUCCUGGUUCAUGCCCUCAUCAAGCCAAUGGAGAAGGCAUUCCAGAAAGGACAAGCACAACCUCCUGUCAUGGAUGAUGGAGAUUGCCACUCCUGAAGAGGGCGAGGCGUCGGAUCUUGCCCAUCUCGAGGUCGUCUUGUCGCUCGCGUCGAUUCACACCUCGCAGAUGAACGCGGUACAUUGUCUCUACGACCUCCUAGCUCAUCCUGAAUACCUCGAGCCGAUUCGAGAUGAAAUCCGAGCUAAAAAGCCUCAAUACUCCAAGCUGCGUAGGCUCGACUCGUUCAUGCGAGAAUCUCAGCGCAUGAACCCACCAACUCUGCUAUCCAUGCAUCGCGUCCUGCUCCAGAAGGUCAAACUAUCAGACGGCACUGUCCUACCAAAGGGCUCCCACAUCAGCAUGGCGGUCAACUCCAUCCAAAACGACCCCGAGGUGACACCCGAGCCCAAGAAGUUCGACGGCUUCCGGUACUACAACCUCCGCCAGCGCGAGGGCGAGGGCCAUCUGCACCAGCUUUCGACGACGCAAAGCCGGAUCCUUAACUUUGGGCACGGCCCCAAUGCUUGCCUGGGGCGCUUCUUCGCCAGCCUCGAAAUCAAAAUUAUCCUCGUACGUCUACUCAUGGAUUACGAAUUCAAGUUUAAGCAUGGCAGCGAGCGCCCGGCGAAUUUGCGUGCGCACGAGUUCAUUUUCCCGAACCCUCAUGCGGAAAUCCUUAUGCGCCGCCGGCCUGCUUCGGAGCGGCUACCAAUCUAUUGA